AUGGCGACGACGGGUGCUAGAGGAACGACGAAGAUUGUGCAGAAGAGGAAACCAGUCUUUGUGAAAGUGGAUCAACUGCAACCAGGGACCAUUGGUCAUAACUUGACUGCGAAAGUCAUUGAAUCGUACCACGUCACACCAGCUAUUCGUAAAGGUGGACGGUCGGUUGGAUCCAUGAUUCAGCCGGUUCGACCUACUCGUAUCGUCGAGGCUCUAAUCGGUGACGAGACUGGUUGCAUUCUAUUCACUGCGCGCAAUGAGCAAGGUACUGAAACUGAUUUUCCCCUAGUCAAAGCUGGAAAAACAGUUAUCCUGAGGAACGCUAAGAUCGAUCUGUUCAAGGACACGAUGAGGGUGGCCGUAGAUAAAUGGGGACGCGUCGAAGUCACAGAGCCUGCUACAUUUCAUGUUAAACAAGACAACAAUCUCUCCUUGAUCGAGUAUGAAAUGGAGCAAGCAAAGCUCUCGGCUUAUCGAGAUAGAAGAUUUUCAGGAACGCAAGAGGAGUUCGAUGAGGCGCUAAGGACAUCUACUACUGUUUACAUUGGCAAUGUGUCUUUUUACACAACUGAAGAACAGAUUUACGAGCUUUUCUCCAGAGCAGGAGAACUUAAAAAGAUAAUCAUGGGUUUGGAUAAGAACACUAAAACUCCCUGUGGUUUUUGUUUCGUCCUGUUCUACUCGAGAGAGGACACAGAGGAUGCAGUCAAAUAUAUCAGUGGAACCAUUCUUGAUGACCGGCCGAUUCGUGUGGAUUUUGAUUGGGGAUUUCAAGAAGGAAGACAAUGGGGACGUGGUAGAAGCGGUGGCCAGGUUCGAGAUGAGUACCGUACAGAUUACGAUCCUGAUAUCCUUUCAGUCCGUGGUUAUGGAAAAUUAGUCCAAAAGGAACUCGAAGCACAAAGGCAGCUCGUAGAUUACGGUACUGGCUCAUUGGGAGCCUAUCCUGCACCUGCACCUGCACCGUCGAAUUAUGGAAGACGUGGUGGUAGAGGAGGCUAUAACCAAGGAGGAUCAAAUCGCCAUGGUCUUGGAGAUUACCAUCGGAAACGACAGAGAGAUGAUGAUCGUUAUGGACGCGAUAACUCAAGGAGAAACUCAGAUCACGAGUCUAGGAGAGACACUGACCAAGACAUGAGACCGGAGAAGAACCCGCGGUUCCGUGAGAGCGGUGAUUCAGACGAUGACGGAGAAGAUGAUCGGAAGAGAAGAGGUUAA
Arabis nemorensis is the source of this 1218-nucleotide messenger RNA. The record is from the annotation of a GenBank genome assembly. NCBI's taxonomy places the organism in Eukaryota, Viridiplantae, Streptophyta, Magnoliopsida, Brassicales, Brassicaceae.